Messenger RNA from Panicum virgatum (switchgrass), 1175 nucleotides. RefSeq names its product ABC transporter I family member 1-like. The record is from RefSeq and is a predicted model, not a curated record. Gene Ontology annotation, molecular function: ATP hydrolysis activity; transmembrane transporter activity; ATP binding. Gene Ontology annotation, biological process: cytochrome complex assembly. Lineage: Eukaryota; Viridiplantae; Streptophyta; Magnoliopsida; Poales; Poaceae. Bases 179 to 856 code for a protein of 225 amino acids. The transcript is spliced from 2 exons.
UCUGUUCCUCUCUCUGUCACCCAGCUGGAAGUGUUUCCUCUCCGCGCGCCGCCCGCCGCCGCGUUCCCCCAACCAUCGCCGCCGCCUCCACCAACGGCCCACCAACCUCGCCGCGCCGCGCCCGCCCGUCCCGCCUCCAACCAUCUCGGCCGUGCCGAGCCGCCGGCCACUCGGCCGGAUGCCGCCGCUCCGCCCCCCGCCGCCGCGGCUCCUCCUCAACAACGUCUCGUGCAUGCGGAACGCGCAGACGGUGCUCCGCGACAUCAACCUCAGCGUCCACGACGGCACGGCGCUCGUCCUGACCGGCGCCAACGGCUCCGGCAAGACCACCCUCCUCCGCAUGCUGGCCGGCUUCUCGCGCCCCUCGGCCGGGGAGAUCCUCUGGAACGGCCACGACGUCACCUCCCCGGGCGUGUUCCAGCAGUACAAGCUGCAGCUCAACUGGAUGUCGCUCAAGGACGCCGUCAAGGAGAAGCUCACCGUGCUGGAGAACGUGCAGUGGUUCGAGCUCCUCGAGGGGAAGGACGGCACCAGGUCCGGGCCGGCCAUCGAGCUCAUGGGGCUCGGGAGGCUAAUGAACGAGAAGGCCAGGAUGCUCUCCAUGGGGCAGAGGAAGCGGCUGCAGCUCGCCAGGCUGCUCGCCAUUGACCGCCCGAUCUGGCUGCUGGAUGAGCCCUCCGUCGCGCUGGAUGCGGAGGGUACGAGGCUGCUCGAGUACAUCAUCGCGGAGCACCGGAACAAGGGUGGCAUCGUGUUCGUGGCGACGCAUCUCCCGAUCGAGAUUGAGGAUUCCAUGUCCCUUCGUCUGCCGCAGAGGUUCCCCCGGAGGAAGACGCUGGUUGAUCUUGUCCAUUGAUGGCAAUUAGGUUUUACUGAUGUGUUGCCUAUCCAUCUGAAGCUUCAGCUGGCAGAAACCAGGAAACUUGACCAAAUUCGCAGACCUUUGUAUCGAAUCAGGUAACUGAUGUACGGUUUAGGAGCGUCUGUUCUCACACUUUUAUCAGUUUACGCAUCAAUUAUCAUUGAUUUCUGUCCUAAUAGUCAUGUUAUUCUGAAUCUGUUAAUAAUUUUACAGCUUAGACAUCUUUGUGCAGCUAAUCCUGCACGCUAUAUGUUGCAGUACAACUGCUUUCUGCAUUUCUGGGUGCUGUGUUUAACUGAUUAAGAACAUUUGA